UCCCUCCAAGAAAAUCUCGUCGAAGAAGUCAGCGCUUGCCGUUCGUCUUUCCUAGAUCAAGACACGCCAACCGCAACUAAACUCUGCCCCGCCCCGCGAUACUCGACCUCGGUCCUCCGCGAUGGAUUGGCAGCCGAACCAGGAGUCCUUGCGGACUCUAGCAGCCUGUCUCAAGGAUUCGCUGAGCGGCUUCGAUAAGAAUGCGCAAAAACAGGCCGAGAUCAUGCUCGUGCAAGCGAAAGCGAGCCCAGACAUAAACAACUACUUAGCCUACAUCUUCUCGAGCACCCAGCCGCCCGCGGGCGUCUCGCUGUCCGCCAAUGACUGGCACCUUGUCCGCUCGGCAGCCGCGAUCAUGCUCAAGAACAAUGUCAAGUCAGAUUACAAGAAGAUUCCCGAGACUAGCAUCACCCUGAUCAAGCUUGCUGUUCCGAUGGGAAUCCAGGAUCAAAACUCGCAGAUUCGCAACUAUGCAGGCAAUAUUGCGACUGAGAUGAUCCGCCGUGGAGGCUUGUACAGCUGGCCCGAGCUCUUGCAGGACCUGUUGAAGCUACUCAGCAAUGAGACGGGCCAGGUAUCGAAUGAGGCCCAGGAAGGUGCCAUGGCUGCUAUGGCCAAGAUCUGCGAAGACAACACCAAACUGCUGGAGCGGGAACACAACGGACAGCGGCCCCUUAACGUCCUCCUCCCCAAGUUCAUUCAGGCGACCAAGAGCCCCUUACCCAAGGUCCGCACUCAGGCGCUAACGGCCAUCAACGUUUUCACGCCCAGGAAGUCCCAGGCCAUGCUCAAUUCCAUCGACGACCUCCUACAACAUCUCUUCUUCCUCUCUGAGGACCCGGUCGCCGACGUCCGCCGCCAGGUCUGCCGCGCGUUUGUUCGUCUUGUCGAGACCCGGCCAGACAAACUCCUUCCUCAUCUCAGUGGUUUGGUCGAGUACAUUAUUACACAGCAAAAGAGCGAUGACGAGGACCUUGCCUGCGAGGCCGCCGAGUUUUGGCUGUCGGUCGGCGAGCACGACAACUUAUGGCGGAAUCUGGAACCCUACAUACAAAAGAUCAUACCUGUUCUAUUGGAGUGCAUGGUGUACAGCCCAGAAGACAUUGCCAUGCUGGGAGGAGAAUCAGAUGAUGAGGAUGAAGAAGAUAGGGAAGAGGACAUUAAGCCGCAGUUUGCCAAGAAAAACCUGAAGCGCGGUGCCGCUGCCGCUGCCGAGGGGUCGACAGAGGCAAGCCAGAGCAACGCUUAUGAGAAAUUGGCAAGCAUGGACGAAGGCUUGGAAGAAGGCGAGGUUGAGGACUCGGACGAGGAGGGCGGCGACGAGAAUCCCGAUGAGAAGUGGACCCUCCGCAAGUGCUCGGCGGCAGCCCUCGACGUCUUCGCUACCGACUUCGGUGGGCCCGUGUUCACCUCCAUCCUGCCUUAUCUGCAGACCAACCUGAAGCAUCAGGAUUGGCCAUAUCGUGAGGCCGCCGUCCUUGCGCUUGGCGCCGUCGCCGAGGGCUGCAUGGAUGUCGUCAUCCCCCAUCUCCCGGAACUUAUACCAUAUCUCAUCACCCUGCUAGACGACCCCGAGCCGGUCGUCCGAACAAUAACGUGUUGGACACUCGGCCGGUACUCGGCAUGGGCGGCUAGCUUGCAAGACCCCACUCAGAAGCAGACCUAUUUCGUGCCCAUGAUGGACGGCAUCCUCAGGAAGAUGGUCGACAAGAACAAGAAGGUGCAAGAAGCCGGCGCGUCAGCCAUGGCGAAUCUGGAGGAAAAGGCAGGGAAGAAUAUCGAGCCGUUCGCCGGUCCCAUCAUCCAGCAGUACCUCGUGUGUUUCAACAAGUACAAGGACAAGAACAGAUGGGUGCUCUACGACUGCGUCCAGACGCUGGCCGAAAACAUCGGUCCUGUGCUGGCGCGGCCCGAGCUCUGCAACCAACUGAUGCCCGCGCUUAUCGACCGAUGGCAGAAGGUGCCUGAUCAGUCCAGAGAGAUGUUUCCCCUCCUGGAAUGUCUGUCCUACGUGGCCAUUGCCCUUGGCGAUGCAUUUACCCCUUAUGCCGAGCCCAUCUUCGCGCGCUGCGUCAACAUCAUCCACCAAAACUUGGAACAAACGCUCGCAGCCAACAACAACCCUGCGCUGGAUCAGCCCGAUAAGGAUUUCCUGGUCACCAGCCUGGAUCUCCUGAGCGCGAUCAUCCAGGCGCUCGACAAUGUAAAGGCGGCGAAGCUGGUCCAGAACAGCCAGCCGGCCUUCUUUGAGCUCUUGAGCUUCUGCAUGGAAGACCCGGCCGACGAGGUGCAACAGUCGGCUUACGCCCUCCUCGGCGACUGCGCGAAAUUCGUGUUCGAGCAGUUGAAGCCGUUCCUGCCCUCCAUCCUGCCCAUCCUCCUCAGACGCCUGGACCUCGAGAGCAUUCUUGACGAAGAGGUCGACGGCAGCUUCGGUGUCAUCAAUAACGCCUGCUGGAGCGCUGGUGAGAUUGCCAUGCAAUACAAGAAAGGCAUGGCGCCUUUCGUCCCGGAGCUACUCCAGCGCUUCGUCGAGAUCAUUUCCAACCCCAUCGUGCCCUUUGGUGUCAAUGAAAACGCGGCUAUUGCGCUGGGCAGGCUGGGCCUUGACAACUACGAUCUUCUUGCCCCGCAUCUGCCCAAGUUUGCGGGAGAGUUCAUCGCUUCGAUGGACGACAUCGACCCGACCGAAGAGAAGGCGUCGGCCUUCAAGGGGUUCAGCAUGGUGGUGGCGCAGAACCCACAGUCGAUGGAGAAGCACCUCUUGCGUUUCUUCACCUCCAUUGCACGGUAUCGCGAUCUGACGCUGCAGAACCCCAUGAAGAAGGAGCUUCAUGACGUGCUGCAAAACGUCCUCAAUCUCUACCGGCAAAUCAUACCCCAGUUCGACCACUUUGUCGCACAACUUCAGCCAGAGGACCAGCAAGCCCUGAAGGCAACCUAUGCUCUAUAACCCGAAAUCCGAGCUCUGGUUCGAAAG
This is a messenger RNA of Chaetomium strumarium, 2980 nucleotides long. RefSeq names its product armadillo-type protein. Gene Ontology annotation, molecular function: nuclear import signal receptor activity. Gene Ontology annotation, cellular component: nucleus; cytoplasm. The record is from RefSeq and is a predicted model, not a curated record. The transcript has 3 exons. Lineage: Eukaryota; Fungi; Ascomycota; Sordariomycetes; Sordariales; Chaetomiaceae. Gene Ontology annotation, biological process: protein import into nucleus. Bases 122 to 2953 code for a protein of 943 amino acids.